Molecule: messenger RNA, 1106 nt
Organism: Rhododendron vialii
Lineage: Eukaryota; Viridiplantae; Streptophyta; Magnoliopsida; Ericales; Ericaceae
Product: transcription factor HEC1-like
Exons: 1
Coding region: 109-951 (280 amino acids)
Biological process (GO): regulation of DNA-templated transcription
Molecular function (GO): DNA-binding transcription factor activity; protein dimerization activity
Source: RefSeq, a predicted model, not a curated record
GCAAGUAGACUCUGUUUGGCUCUUAUCUCUCUAUGCCUCCUCUUUUCAGUUCUUCAUAACUCAUCUCUCUCUCUCUCUCUCUCUCUCUCUUUGUGUACAAGAAUUAAUAUGGAAGUUGAGUUGAUGAAACCAUCAACACUAGAUCAAACUGAGAUGAUGAAAAUGAUGACGCAGCCAGACAUGCUUCCUCAACUUUCUCUACCUCAAACCAACACGUCCGAAUUGCCGGAAAUCAAAUUCUACGGCCAAAACGCCGCCGCCGUCAAUCGAACCACAGAAAAAACACCUGUCUUCCACAACCCAUUUCUCACUUCAACCACAUCCACAAAUCCUCCCUCCUCCAUGCCGUUCCUAAGCACCGCAUUUCAAGAACCAAUGACACCACCUUUAUCAAGUACGAGUUUCAGAAGUGACUCAACCAUUAGGUCACUCAGCCCGCCUACCAUCACCAGCCAAAAAUAUUUUGAAACACUAUCUCAAACAAUGGGCUCCAAUUUCCGAAAAGCUCAGAAAAAUAUGCUCAUUUGGCCUGAGGCCUCAGAAAACCUUGUGCCGCUACUGAUCGAUCCGCUACACGAGAGAAACUCGAUAGGAUCGAUGAGAGAGAUGGUUUUCCGGAUGGCUGUGAUGCAGCCAAUUCAGAUGGACCCGGAGUCGGUGAAGCCGGUGAAGCGGAGGAACGUGAAGAUAUCGAGGGACCCACAGAGCGUAGUGGCGAGGCACCGGAGGGAGAAGAUUAGCGAGAGGAUUAGGAUUUUGCAGAGACUUGUACCUGGGGGGACCAAAAUGGACACGGCUUGUAUGUUGGAUGAGGCCAUUCACUAUGUGAAGUUUUUGAAGAAGCAAGUGCAAUCGUUGGAACAAAUAGGGGUAAAUGUGUCAUUUGACGGUGUUGGGUUAAUUCCAAAAAGGGCAAUGCUGGCGGAUGUGAAUUAUAUUCGUCAUUGGUGAAAGCCUUGCCGGGUAACUCGAAUGGUGGGCUCUACUCAAAUGCUUGAAGUGUGUGUGAGAGAGAGAUGUUUUGUGUGGAAGAAACUAUGCAUUCUACAUGAUUACGAGGAAUUGUAAAGAAAAGGGUUUUAUUAAAUGUCUUCAAAAAGAUAAUU